Messenger RNA from Tilletiaria anomala UBC 951, 808 nucleotides. RefSeq lists its product as uncharacterized. Bases 255 to 719 code for a protein of 154 amino acids. The transcript has 6 exons. The record is from RefSeq and is a predicted model, not a curated record. NCBI's taxonomy places the organism in Eukaryota, Fungi, Basidiomycota, Exobasidiomycetes, Georgefischeriales, Tilletiariaceae.
UCUGCUUCGCUUUGCGCUCCAUUCGCACGUGCCCUCACACCAUCAGGGAUCUCAGAGAUAUCCAUCACCUCGCGCCAUUCGGCCCCUAGAAAUAGGCCGACGUCAUCGAGAAAGAACAUAUGCUGCGGCUAUCGAGCUGUCUGCCCUCGCCCUGCUCAAUCCAUUGCCGCUGAGAAAAGAUGAAUUCAUUCGGAUGAACCUUGCAGCAGCGCUUCUCCGACAAGGUCGGUGUGCCAGUCACGCAAAGCUACAGUAUGACCAAAACAACGGUAGGUAUGUCUCUGGGUACGGAUGCUGCCGUAGGAAGCAACGGGUUCCUCGCUUCUGGUUUGAAAGGAAGGGUGAUCGAUCCAGAUGCGGGCAAAGAUGUUCCGCAAAGCGGGGUGAAAACGGGGACGGAGAAAGUCUCGGCCCUUUAUGUCGUUCCCCUUCCAACGCAGAGAAUCGUCAAAGGCUACUUCAAGAACCCCAAAGCGACCCGCAGAAGCCAUUUUGUCAAGAUUCUGGUUGAGUCACCCGAAAGUACGCCUACUAGGCAUCUUUGGCGUCUAGAAUCCGCAGCAAGCGCCGGAAUUCGUAAGUUGCACUUCCACAAGUAUAUGUGGACCUCAUUCAGCCCGUUGAUAGCGACACUUCGGCACUGGAAGCGGAGAUCGGUGAAAUUGUCAACAAGGAGAUUCCAGGAUCGAAGCAUUUGCGCGCUGGUGUCAGGAUUGUGAAGGCUGUUCAAACUAUGCCCACCGGAAAGAGCAUCCGGAGGGGGCUAGGCCUGCUGUCGAGGAAUGUUAUGCAAGGCAUUCCAAGUUUU